CAAAUAGGCGAUUUGAGUACUGCAGUUGGUAAUGUCUCAACUAAACAGGACAUCAUGGCUGUGAAAAUAUCCGAUAACGAAUAUGAUGUGAUUUCUGUGAUUAUCUAUUUAUUUUUUCUACAUAGAUAGAAAAUAGUCGUAACUUAGGAUUUCGCACAAAAUUGCUUCAGUCCAGGUUUUCAUACUUCGUAACAGCACAACAAGUCAUUUCAUCUGAAGUACUAGAUUCCAGUGAAAUCGAAUUUUCAACCGGUACGGUUCACGUUACUAGCUCUUCGGUUUACUGUACGUCAAUUAAACUACUAGUAAAUAAAAUCUGUUAUCAUAAAUUUGUUUUAAGUUAUGUUUCCUUCGACUUCUUUUGAAAGUUUUGAUUCUUAAAAUCGUCAUAAUUUAUGUAAAUAUUGCAAUUUUGCUUUACCAUAUUAUUUCUCUAGCCUUUAACUUUGAAGUUUAGUUCAGAAAUUACUAGCGGUGUGAGGUCUUCCUUUCUCAUUUUUUGCAAAUAACAAGUACAAUUUGACAUGGCAUUAUUAUCCUGGAGUUGAUCUACAUUAUUUUUUAAAAAAUAAGGUUUAUCACCAAACGCACUUUUGUCCUUUCGUUUCACAUGUGUGAAUGAAGUUGUUAAGAAUUUAUUAGCAGAGAUUGUGACCUAUACCUAAAUAAGAGGAAAAAAUUUAACUGACUUUGAAUGUGUAAGGAUGGUUUUAAAGGUGCAGUUUCUGUUUUAUAACCUAGAGAGUCAAUCGCUAGUUUGGGAUUUAUAAUGAUUCGUGGUUGUGUCUCAGUGAUAGACUAUGUUAGUGGAAUUUAGAUUGGAUUAAAGCACGUUCCGUGAAGGACACUCUGAUUGGCUAUUUCUUAAGCAAUCCGCGUUAACGGAUACUUGGAGAAGACUAGAAUCUUCUCACGUAAAAGCUAUAAAUAUACUGGCUUUUUUCUUAUUGUAAUCCUUACACUUCCAUCUAUCCUUGUCAUCUGGAAUAUAAUUUCUUUCUUGUUCAAUCGUAUUCUGAUUUGAGGACUUGUCGAGUGAAUCGGUGUCCAAAAAUACUAAGUAAUAGGAAUAGCUGGGUCGUAAUAAAGGGAAUAGAUUCAUCGAAGGUUUUAUUUUUGAUCAGUUCACAAUAGGCAUGUGUGGGACUUACCAUUAAUUUUCUUUGACCUCCUGAUAUUUAACCAUGUGAUAAUCAUGAAUUACUUUGGUAUGUACAGGAGAUAUCACUGUUUAGUUGAUUGUGUGAAUUUUCAUUAACUUUCAUAUUUACAUAAAUUUAAUUACCAAUGAGUAGCAGUUUUACUGGUCAUAUAAAUUUUGUUACUAUUACAACAAAUUAUUUUCACAUUCAUCCUUUCAUCUAUAUAAUUCAGUUUAAUUGUAAUCGUUAUCAAGAAUUUUGCCUAAAAUUUUCCUUAGUCAGAUAAUGUGUCUCCUGGUAUAACAAUAGCUCUCACUCGGAAUCUCCAUAUUCGUGUUCAUUCAACUGAAUUAAAUUGCUGUUUAAAGCAAUCAGCUUGGUGUUUCUCAUCGAGUGGCUUUUAUCAGUUUGGUCAAGAAGAAAUUGUAAUUCUGUUACGUAGACGUUUUGAUGAAAAACUACCACCCAUGGAGAUAUUUUAUCAAUACUGGCUUAUAUAUCAAGCUUUAGUGAAUUAUGCUGAGAAACAAGUUAAAAGUGAUGUUAAUUUUGAAUCAUUCAACUCUCAAACGUAUAAUAGACCGUUCGGUUCAGCACCAUUUCGUUCACAUGAUUGUUUCUUUGAAAAACUUUACUUUGCAAAUGAUCGUUGUUCUAGUUCACCCUGUACUGACUCAGAUAUGACGAAUGGUUACUAUUGGCUUAAUUCCAGAUCUUUAACAAGUAGUAAUUAUGGAAGUAGCAAUCCAUAUGGAUUCGUAUUUUUCCAUCCAACUCACCAAUGUUUAUUAGGCCUACAUCUACCAAAUCCACCGUUCUUAAUCGCUCUACUAGUGCAUAUACAAGAAGCACCUUGGGCAUAUCAUCUACCGAGUAGAAUUUUAUUGAAUCUAGGCAAAAUGUCACAUUAUUAUCCAACUACUUUGUUAUCCGACCGUGAUCGCAAGAUUUUAUUUGAUUGUAAACUAGACGGAGAAAGCUUCUUACAAUUAUUCACUAAUAUAAAACCAUUUAUCUAUCCAGAUUUCAUGACAUUUACACCUAAACAAAGAUGUAUUCCAUUACCAGAAUUAUUAUUUCAUAUAAAUGGAUUCUAUGCACAUUUGAAUGUAGUUAAAAGUGAAUCGGAUACGAAUACUACUACACAUAAUGAUGGUGUCGAAGAUGUAAUUGUGGAGCUUCUAAUACCCAUGUCUUCAUGUGCUUCUGUGGCUAGGUUUCUAGACUCGAGUGCUAUGGAGUCAAUGACAUUUGCCCUAUCAGCCGAUUGUAACCCAAUGUCCGAUUCCCAUUUAGUUUGUUCGCAGUCAAAAAUACUACAUAAAGGGUCUAAAGACAACCACAAUAAGUUAAUUUGUCAGAAUGUGACCAGUUCACAAAUGACCUCAAAUCUAAAUUAUUUUACUGACCAAAAUUGUUUCCAGACCUUCGAGACUGAGGCUAUUUCAAUUGAAAAUACAAGACUCAAGGUAACUGGUUUGAGCUUUGUAGCUUUUUCUGGUCACGCCCCAUUUUGCAGUGCAAUAAUCGUCGAGGAUGGAUUAUAUAUUUCUAUGACAAGUUUAAAAUUUCAUCAGCUUGUCAAUAGUUUGAAAAAUGGUUACGAUUUAUCAAUUCCUAUACGAUCAAGUAGUAACAUCCAACCAUCUACAAUAGUAGAACAUAUCAAUGGUGAUUUUGGAGACGAUAUUUCGAAUCGCGAUCUAUUUAACGGAAAUGUUGCCUCAUCAGUUCACGUAAAGUGGUUUAAAGUGUUUGAUUCAUUUUUAUCAAGUGCUUCAUUUAGUACUACCGUCACUCCAUGUUGCACUAAUUCUGCCGGCAUAUGGGACUUGGAACCUAUUACUACAUUCUUAGUGCCAGUUCAUUACCAACUAUGGCACUGGAUACAUCUGAAUGAAAGUAUUAUUCCAAGCAGUGAAAGUCAAUUAAGUUCUUUAUCGACUACCAAAUCAAGUGAUCCACCGUCUUUACGAUUGGCAUGGAUUCGAUUUCAUGUGUUAAACGUUGAUCAAUUGGAAUUUAUUAGUACAUCCUCAAGUAAAACAAUAACUUUUGGGCAUUUUGCUAAUGAAGUAGCUGAAUGUGUAAUCAAGGUCAGUUUAAUCCAAAAAAAUUUCAAAACUUUUUUAAGUAAACUGCUUUUCUAUCCAUUCACUAAAACUUGUUUUAGUGUGCGUUUUUAUCUAAGCCAGCUUCAAUGCAAUAUGAUCUGCAUUCCAAGUUUAGAAAUAUACUGGUGAAACUCAAUCGUUUAAAAGCCUCUUGAGGUUCACUCUAGUUUAACACAUACAGAAGCGUCAGUUGUGGAGGAGAUGAAUGCAGUGGAUUGGCCCCAGUUAUCCUCGUGCUAGGUUAUUUCAGACCGAGACUAAUUUAUGAACGACGUUUGAGAGAUACAAAAGUAACCUUGAGACACCUCAGUGAGUCAUUAGGGUUAUGAAUUAGUAUGAUGAAUCAUGAUUAAAAGUUAGGAUAACAAAUAUCAUAGCUAGGUUUUUCAUUAUGAUCUCAUAUCAGAUAAAAUGACAGAAUGCUACUUAUCAGACAGGACAUAUGCUCGUGGAUUUGUAGCACAUGCAUUAUACAAUGUGCAGUAUAUAUGCUGCACCAAGCACUAUCCCGUUCAAUUAAUGGGUGAUCACUGGCAGUAGUGCAGCGACUUAGUGAGAGUAAAUUAUGUAUUAUCGUUACGGAAAAAUGUUACGUUUACAUACUAGGAAUUGAGUUGCAGCUGUGAAGAAAGGUUAAAGCACUGUUGGGUUUUCGUCACAGUUAUAUCAGCUAUCAUUGAAAAACGCCAACGUUAGAUAACCGUAUUUAAGCAAGGGUUGUGUUAGGAUUACGAAUGAGGUCUAACGUAUUCAAUAAAUGGCUAGGUACGCACGAGAGUGGAAAGAGCCUGCUAUCCCUCUCUAAUUGCUCUCACAUGACUACGGGUAUAUAGCCACUGCCAGAGAAGUCCUACUCACUACCUUCUCGUAGUGGAGGGUUUACGAAAUUUGAGGGGACGGAAAGCGAACGUCCGGCGCUUGAACCGGGUUGGUGGGUACGGAGGACCCACCUAGGGGAGUUAGAAAUCCCUGAUUCCAAACCAAAGGUGGACAUGGACUCCAAGAUCAUGAGGGAACAACUGGCGUAUGAACCCAUUCUUGAUCACCAGAUACCAUGGGACGGCAUCUGCUAACAUUGCUACGCUGUCUUUUGGAUUAGACCUCUAGGUCAAAAGUUCGGCGAGAGGUCUCUUGAGAAAACCAUAUGCUUCGGUUUGGGUGCCUGGAGAGUAUCCCGACCCUCACAU
Messenger RNA from Schistosoma haematobium, 4443 nucleotides. RefSeq lists its product as uncharacterized. Gene Ontology annotation, cellular component: early endosome membrane. The record is from RefSeq and is a predicted model, not a curated record. Lineage: Eukaryota; Metazoa; Platyhelminthes; Trematoda; Strigeidida; Schistosomatidae. The transcript is spliced from 6 exons. Gene Ontology annotation, biological process: endosomal transport. Bases 1610 to 3385 code for a protein of 591 amino acids.